GGGUGUCUGGUCUUGUGCUGAUCAAGAAGGAAAAGCUCCUUCCCUAAAGACAAAGUGGUUAACUUUGGGCCAAAAACAAAGUGAAAGAAACAUCUUCAUUCAAACAAACGAAGAAAACGUGACAUUGUCAUGGAUAUUUUUGGUGGUGCUCCACGUGUGCUGGGCUAUCCACGCCCUGUCGUGGCACAGAGUGGAACAGAUGCCACACUGAAGUGCCAAAUUGGCGGAGACCCUCGUCCCGAUGUCAUUUGGGAACGUAAAAAUGUCCAAAUCUUGUCUGAAGGACGAUACAAGCUCUCAGAGGAGGGGAAAGUGUACUUGUUAACCAUUACUGGAGUGAAUCCUGAAGAUGCUGGCCAGUACAUCUGCAAGGCUAGAAAUAGCGUAGGUGAAACCUAUGCAGCAGCUUCUCUUAAAGUGGAAGGAGAAGCAAAGUCACAAGAUGGAGAGCUGAUGCAAUUAAGGGUCAAUGGUGGAACCCAAUCAAUAAAGGAAAAUGGAGAUUUUAGUGGACAUGUUAAUGGAUACGGCCCGGUGCAAAAUGGUGAGAGUGUGGAGGAAAUGAAAGAAGAGCAGAAGCAGAAUAACAAUCUAAGCAAAAAGCUGGAAGGCAUUGAUUUAAUACCCAAUGAUAAGCCACGAUUCCUGAUCAAGCCCCUGUCUCUGCGAGUGGAUAGGGGAGAGGAUGCUGCUUUCUCCUGCAAAAUCUCGGGCACACCUUUGCCCAAUGUAUGUUGGGAGAAAGAUGGGAAAAAGCUGAGUGACAUCUUUGAGAGCUCACACUUCAGUGUGAGCAACCAAGAUGGUGGCUGGUUCCAGCUCAAGAUCUACAGGACGCGUAUGCCAGACAAAGGUGUUUAUACGUGCAAGGCUGUCAACGGUCACGGUGAGGCCUUGGCCGGAGCCGUCCUCCUAGUGGAACCCGUACCAGAGCGAGAAGAGAGUAAGAUUUCCUCAAACAGUCACACUAACAGCCAGUGGUCACCAAAGCCCCGAUCUGGACGGCUCGGCUUGUCCAAGCUCAUGGAGGAGCCGCCAGUCAACGCAGCAAAAGUCAAAAAGUUUGCAGUAACAGAGGGGAAGCACGCCAAGUUUCGCUGCUUUGUGACGGGCAAACCGAAACCCGAGAUCAUCUGGAAGAAGGACGGGAAUCCCCUCGAACCAGACAGGCGUCAUCUGAUAUUUGAGGACAGAGAGGGUUACUACACACUGAAGGUUCUGUACUGCAAGCUCCAGGAUACAGGACUGUAUGUGUGCGCUGCAUCAAACACUCUUGGAAACACCCUUAGCGCUGUUCAUCUUACUGUGAAAGGCCCAGCUGUGCGAUUUAGACGCUCCUUACAAGACGUGGAGGUGAGGGAGAGGGAUGUUGCUGUGCUGGAGUGUGAGGUGCCAGAUGAGAAGAUACCAGCUGCCUGGUACCUUGAAGACCAGCGGCUGAUGCCCAGCAGUAAAUAUGGGAUGGAGCAGAAAGGAACCAGACGGAGACUCACCAUCCACGACAUUGGAGCAGAUGACGAUGGAGUCUAUCUGUGCGAAAUGCCUGAUGGAGCAAAGAGCAUUGCCGAGCUAUCAGUUAAAGGUACUAUUCUUCGUAAACUUCCCCGGAAGCUGGAGGUCCUCGAGGGGGAGAAUGCAGCAUUUUGUGUGGAGGUGGAGGAUGAUGAUCUGGAGAUCCACUGGUUCAAAGACGGCCUGAAGCUUCACGAGACGCACCAAACCAUUCUGAAAUCCUUCGGUAAAACCCACAUUCUGGUCUUUGUAAACGUGGCCCAUCACGACUCGGGGGUUGUGACGUUCGUCACAGGAAGAUCCAAGACGUCGUCACGGCUUAAAGUCAAAGCCACCAAACACAGCCCUCCUAUCUGCCCCGGGGAUAUAAAAAUGGAUGUGGAUAGACCCAACAGUGCUCUGCUCACCUGGGUGGCCGCCCCCAACAGCCAGACCUCCACCCGCUCUGUCUUUGUUCUGGAACGGCAGGAAGUGGGCUCGCAGGAGUGGCAGAAGUGUUUCACCUCAGAGACCGACACCUCUGUUGAAGUCACGGGGGACAGCGUGCCUUGUGAAGGCAAUUACCGCUUCCGUGUCAGCUGCAUCAACAAAUAUGGACGAAGUGGCCAUGUAGAGUUUCCCAACGUUGUCCAUCUUGCCCCAGGCCCCAAGAUUCACAGCCAUCUCAAAAGCUGUGAGAUGGUGGAAGGAGAAGAUGCUCAUUUCUCAAUUGAACUGUCCACCUCGAUGGUCGGAACUUGGUUUUUCAAUAGCUCCCAACUGCAGCAUGGUGGGCGAUAUUCAAUACAACACACUCAAACAAAGCACUCGCUGGUGAUCCAUGAAACUCAAGCAGCAGAUGACACCGCUGAGAUCACAUUCAUAGCCAACGGAGUCAGAGACUCAGCUGUGCUCAAGGUUAAACCUGCCGUGGUGAAGUUCACCCCACUGUCAGAGUUAGACAGCAACAAGAAAGUGGAGGCAGGUGAGGCCAUCGUUCUCUAUUGUGAAGUCUCCCACCCUGCUGCAAAAGUUUCCUGGUUCAAAGAUGGAGAGGAACUUCAGGUGACUGAAGGCCUGAACAUCCAGUCAGACGGGAAUAUGAGGAGGAUAGUGAUCCAGGAUGCUGAUGUAUCUCACUCGGGAGUUUAUACGUGUGAAACGUCAGCGGAUGUCAUCAAAUUCAACGUUGAUGUAGGAGGUCCUCCAGUGGAGUUCAGUCCAGUCGCAGAGGACGAGCUGCAUAAAAGCAGCAUGGAGCUGGACCCCGUGGUCCUGCUCUGCCACGUGUCCACAGCUGACGCUGAAGUUGUGUGGUACAAAGACGGCUGUGAGAUCCAGCCCACUGACAACAUAACUCUGCAGGAGGAAGGAACCAUGAGGAGGCUAAUCAUCCGCUCUGCAGAAACUUCAGAUGCUGGAAGUUACACGUGCCAGGCAGGAAACAACAGCAUGGACUUCACUGUCAAUAUCAGAGAACCUCCAGUGAUAAUUGUGGAACCAAAAGAUGACGUUGUGAUGGAAGGUUAUGGAUCAGAGGAGAUAAACUUGCAGUGCGAGUUGUCUCGCUCCAGCGGGAAAGUGCGCUGGUUCAAGGAUGGCCUGCAGGUGCAGGAAAGUGACGAGAUCCAGCUGAUAUCAGAAGGUCCUUAUAGGAAGCUCAGCAUCCUCUGCGCCGCAGGAGAGGACAGUGGAGAGUAUGUCUGUGAAACAGAUGGAGACUCUGUCUUCUUCCAGCUGAUUGUUAAAGAACCACCAGUAAAGAUAGUUUCUCCUAGCCAAUCAGAGGUAGAAGUGAGCCACUUGGCCUCAGAGAGGCUGGAGCUCAGCUGUGAGAUCUCUCAGGCCGAUGCACGGGUCCGUUGGUACAGGGACAGUCUGGAGGUAGAAGAGGGGUGCAACUUGAUCCUGGAGGAGGACGGGGCCAAGCGCGGUCUAGUCAUACCUUGUACAACUGUGGACGAUACUGGGGAGUACAUUUGUUACACUGAAGAUGACUCCGUGGCCUUCCUGGUGACCAUUACAGAGCCACCAGUGACACUUACCCGUCCCCAAAACAUACCUGAUCAAGUGGCCAGCUUCACAGGAGAACCAAUCGUUCUGGAAAUAGAGGUGUCCCGUCCGUCAGCAGAAGUCCAGUGGUGGCUGAAUGGCAGGGAAAUAAAAGAAAGCAGCAACUUCACCAUCACAGAGGACUCCCUCAUCCGCCGCCUGACCAUCCACUCUCCCACUCCUGACGAUUCUGGGGAAUACACCUGCUAUGCCAGUGAUGAUAAAAUUGAUUUCCAGGUCAAUGUUACAGAGCCACCAGUGAAUAUCUUAAGAAAGUCAGAAGACGAGUCAAACUUAAAGUUCAUGGUUUCCGAUGACAUUGUGCUGGAGUGUGAGCUCUCAAGAGCAAAUGCCAGCACCAAAUGGUACAAGGAUGGCUGUCGUCUUGGGGAAGAUGAAAGAUUCUGCGAAGAAGAAGAAGGUGCUUUCCGCUCACUGGUCAUCCUCAAUGCUGAACUUGAAGAUUCAGGAGAAUACCUUCUUGAUGUUGGAGAUGACAGCCUUACCUUCCAGGUUACAGUAGAAGAGCCUCCAGUUACCAUUGUAGGAAACUCGUAUGACGAUGACUACCAGGAGAUGGUAGCAGGCGAUGACCUAAUCCUGGCUUGUGAGGUGUCUCGGGCCAAUGGCCCCGUUACCUGGUACUGCAAUGACAGGAUGCUCACCAACGAUUCCCGUACCACCAUUGAAAGCUACGGGACCCUGAGAAAACUGAUCAUCUCAAGUAUAGAGUCAUCCGAUUCUGGAAAGUACGUGUGCGAUGCUGUGGAUGACAAGAUGGUCAGCAUUGUCAGGAUUCAAGAGCCUCCAGUUACUUUUGUAAACAAGGAGGACGACAUUGUUGUUACGGGAUACGAAGCGGAAAGUGUGACCUUCGAAAGUUACGUGUCCAAGGACAGGGCUCUGGUGCGAUGGCUUAAGGACUGGACAACGGUAGAAGGUGAACGCUUCCAAGCGCUCAUGGAGGGCCAUAAACGCACUCUUACGAUAGACCCUUUAAGACGCUCUGAUGCUGGGGAAUACACCUGUGAUGUCAACACAGACCAGAUCCACUUCAGUCUGCUGGUGAGAGAAAUGAGGAUUAAGUUUGUAAAAGCCCUCCAAGAUACUGUGGCUCACGCCGAUGGGAUGGUGACCCUGCGUUGUGAAGUGUGCAAGCCCAAAGCAGACGUCCAGUGGCUAAAGAACGGAGCAGAGGUGAUCCCAAGCAGGAGGUUCUCCAUUCGGGCAGAUGGAUGUGAACGAAGCCUGACCAUCCACCGUUUAACUCGAGAGGAUGCAGGGGAGUAUACCUGCGAGUCCAGGGAUGACCAGACCACUGCGACACUAAGAGUGGAGAUGCCUCGAGUGGUGGAGUUUCUCACUGACCUUCACAACACAACCGUGCUGGAAGGAGAAGACGCCACCUUCAAGUGUGUCGUCUCUCCUGAUGACGUCCAGUUGAUCUGGCUCAUGGACAAUGAGCCCAUCGUCAUGGGCAAUCGUUUCCAGGCAACGCAGAAUGGCUUGUGCCACAUGUUUGUCAUCAAAAAGUGCCAGAUAUUAGAUUCUUCAAAGAUUACAGCAGAAGCUGAAGGACAGAUGAGCAAAGCCAGUCUCAAAGUUCAGGAGGCUCAGGUCAUGUUUACAAAGAAAAUGGACGUGGUUAUCGGGGAGGAGUUCGGCGAUGCCACCUUGGAGGCAGAGAUCGGCCUAGAGACGGGUGAGGUCCAGUGGAUGAGGCAAGGGGUGGUCAUCCAGUCCGGUUCCCGACACACGCUGGCCCAGAGCGGCUGCAAACGCAGUCUGACCAUCCACAACCUGACUCUGUCAGACCGGGGGACCUACCGGUGCGAGACUCUUCACGACCGGACGCAGGUCAAACUCAAUGUGGAACCCAGAAAAAUCGUGAUCCGCAAAGGCCUAGCUGACCAAGAAACCUUUGAACGGGAGACGGCUUCCUUCGAGGUGGAGCUCUCGCACACAGAUGUAGAAGGGGUUUGGCAGAAAGACGGCAUCCGCGUGAAACCCAACAACCAGUUUCGUGUGAGCACCAACGGGCAGGUCCACGGCCUCACGCUGUGCAACCUGACCAUUGAAGACACGGGUACCAUCGUCUUCUCAGCUGAAGGAGUGCGCACCACCGCCAGGCUCACGGUCAAAGAGACACCGGUGUCUAUCUUGAAACCGCUGGCCGAUGUCCGUGUGGAGGAGGAAUUUCCUGCCACUCUGGAAUGUGAAUUCUCCAGACAAAAUGUCGAAGUCAGAUGGUUAAAGAAUGGGACAGAGCUGAAGCCGGGGAAGAACUAUCGGAUCUACUCCAUGGGUCGGAAGCGGUUCUGCCAGAUCCUGCAGUGUUCCCGGGCUGACUCUGGCUCGUAUACAUGUGACGCAGGGGAAAACAACACUUCCUGCUCCCUGGAGGUUUAUGAACAUGAGCUGGAGAUCGUUCACGAUCUUGAAGAUCUCUACAUUCAGGAAGACCAGAACGCCGUGUUCAUGUGUGAGGUUUCUCUGGAGGACGUGAACGGGGAGUGGUACAAGGACGGCCACAGGAUUCGGCCCACGAGCACCACAAAGACACGCACUGAAGGGACCAAACACUUUCUGCUCAUGUGCAAUGUUAAAGCGGAAGAUGCUGGAGAAAUCCGUUUUGUAGCCAGGGAUGUGGAGUCAACAGCCUACCUGGAGGUAGAAGAACUUCCGGUGUCCAUUGUAAAACCCCUACGAGACCGAACUGCCCUGGAGAAGCACCGGCUAAUCCUUGAAUGCACAGUGUCCUCGGCCCGCUCCAGCGUGACCUGGUACAAAGACAGACAGGAGCUGGUUUCUUCGGAUCGCAUGGAGAUCCAGGCGGACGGCUGCUGCCAUAAACUAACCAUCCACAAGGUGGACGUGGAGGAUGAGGGCACCUACAGCAUCGAGGUCGGGGAGCACACAUCCACAGCUAAACUGAUGGUUGAAGCCCAGGCCCUUGUGAUGGUGACGGAGCUACAGGAUGUGGAGGUGGCAGAGCCGGAGGCGGCUUCUUUCCAGUGUGAGGUGUCCGUUGACAUAAACAAGCCUCCAGUUUGGACUUUGAACGGGGUGGCUCUUCAACAGGGCCCGUCCAUCCGCCUGGAAAACCACGGGACAGUCCACAAACUCACGUUGAGGGAAACCAGUGUAGACAUGAGCGGCACAGUGAAGUUCACCAUGGGCAAGGCAAAGAGCAGCGCCACGCUCAGCGUGAUCGGAGAGUAGAAGGAAAAGAAAGUCACUCUUAAGAGGAAAAGGUCUAAAAUAUCUAGUUUUGCCCUUUUUUCUUUGUGUCUUUCAAAUAAAGGUUUCAGUGAAGUCAGAAAAAAAAUGAAAAUUUCAGUCAAGACAUGCAUUUUUUUUAACAUUGUAGAUAUUAUUUACUAUGACUUGAUCAUGAUUUUUAGUUGAAUUUACAGUACAUUCUUGUAUUUUAUGAAAAGAUACCAAAAAAAAAACUAAAAAACUUCUAUGUGGCUGUUAUAAUACUUAAUUGUCUGUAUUUCUGGGCUGAAGUCUGAAACUUUUCAAUUUUGAGACUUCUCCUGCCACUAGCACUCAAGAAGAGGUAAGGUCAAACAACAGUUUUAUUUUCAGAAUAAAUAAAUAAAUAAAAAUAAUAAGUCCUGCUUUUCUCAUUCUUAUGGAAAAAUGUUUUAUGUACA
Cololabis saira (Pacific saury) is the source of this 7205-nucleotide messenger RNA. It is a transcript of the gene obsl1a, whose product is annotated as obscurin like cytoskeletal adaptor 1a. The coding region runs from base 130 to 6765 and encodes 2211 amino acids. Gene Ontology annotation, molecular function: protein binding. The transcript is spliced from 25 exons. NCBI's taxonomy places the organism in Eukaryota, Metazoa, Chordata, Actinopteri, Beloniformes, Belonidae. The record is from RefSeq and is a predicted model, not a curated record.